CUUUCCCACUUCCCUCGAUAGUUCCCUCCCACCAACGCACACUCUUUCUCUCUCUAGCUUUAUGUAUAUACGAUUAUAUUAUAGUAAUAUACAACGCCGUUAGGUAUCAUACGCUUCUCUCCGUUUCCCUUCCCCUCACUCCUCUAUCUCCUGUUCCCUUCUCUCUCUAUACACGAAAAUCAGAUUUUAUAUCUGCAGUCCGUACUCACUCUUAUUCUCCGGUGACCGGCCGAUUGCUCCAUCUAUCUCCUCCAACUGAACUCUUCUCUCUCUACAAUGCAACACAAAAUCCCUCAAAAAGGCGGCCGAGAAGACACAAAAGCAAAGCAAAAGUAGGAGAGUCGGAGAGCAAAAAGGCAUUCGAAAGUAUCCUAUUCCUUUUAUCAUGGGCUGCUCUGCUUCUCGUUCCCGUGCCCUCGUCACCGGACGCACCACCGACGAACAACCCUCCAACUCCUCUUCUUCUUCUUCUUCUCACUCUUUAUCUUCCUAUUCAGAUUCUUCUUCAACCCCAGUCUCAAGAACUCUCUCUCUUCCGACCCCUCUCGUCCACCACCCACCGCUCCGCAAAGGCGACACCAACCACUUGGUCUCUCUCACCUCCACCACUUACGGCUCUCUCGUCCUUGUUGACCCCAUUUCCAACCCUAACCCUAACCCCAACCCCAACCCCAAUUUGAAAGGUCAUGAUCGUACCAAUCGCUCCCCAUCUUCGACCCACAUCACCAAAACCCUAACUGACCCAAAUGAGCCUUCAUCGCCAGACUCUGUUAUCAAUACAUGGGAACUCAUGGAAGAUCUUGAUGUCUUCGAGUAUGACUUCAUCCCCUCCACAGAACCAAAUUCAUCGAUUUAUGAUUGUCCAAUCAAGUCCCCUCAAAAGGAGGCAGCUUGCGACUCGUCUGAGUUGGUGGAAACUUUCGAAAUAGUAGAACAUACGGAUUCGAAGCCGUUAUGGAAGCAUUUAUCAGAGGAAUCUUUGCUAGCGAAGAUGGACCCGGAUGUGGUCUUGAGUUACAGGCAAGCAUUGUCUUCUAGACAAUUGGGUUGCAAAGAUACAAAGCCCAAAACAGUUCGACCUUUGGUAUGUAGUAGUGAUGUGAGUUCUAUGUCAUCUAAUAGUCAAUUCUAUUUACCGGGGACAGAAGAUAGAAUUGUUUUGUAUUAUACCACUUUGAGAGGAAUUAGAAGGACUUAUGAAGAUUGCUGUGCGGUUCGGACGAUUUUAAGGGGCUAUUGUGUGUCUGUAGACGAAAGGGAUAUUUCAAUGGAUUCGGCAUAUCGGAAGGAGUUGCAGAGUGUGUUUGGAGGGAAGGGGAUGAGUUUGCCUCGAGUAUUUAUUCGAGGGAAGUACGUUGGGGGCACAGAUGAGAUUAAGCAACUUCAUGAGGUUGGAGAAUUGUCAAAGCUUUUGGAAGGUUUUUCAAUUCGGGAUCCAGGGUUUGUGUGUGAGAGCUGUGGGGAUGCCAGGUUCAUACCGUGCCCAAAUUGUAAUGGGAGUCGAAAGGUUUUCGAGGAAGAUGAUGGGAAAGUGAGGAGAUGUCCCGACUGCAAUGAGAACGGGUUGAUCCGGUGCCCCAGCUGCUGCUCUUAAUGUUGCUACCUAUGAGUUAUGCAUAUGUUUUGGCAUUUAUCACGAGGCUUUUUUAAAGAACACUACAACUAAGGCUGUGAUCCCUCUUUGCUAGGGUUUUAUUUGAAACUUCUUUAAUUAUUUUAAUUUUUAGAUUUGUCUAUAUUAUCUAGCUUUGGAUUUUCGAUAUUCUUGUUCUCUGUCUCUCUGAACAAGAAGAAAAAAAUAAGAAAGUAGCAUCUUAUGCCUGUGGCCCUUUAAUGGAGAAGUUUGUGAAGUUUCUGCAUGUUCAUUGCUUAGUGACAUUGUCUGUCAAUUUGGGAACAUAACUUGUGUGACUGGUUAUGGUCAACUAGAUGACUAUUUUGGGUCGGUAACAUUUAAGUUGGAUUUUGUUAUAAUGCAUUCUUCUAUGUUUCUAACUUUGUUCCCCUUUUUGUCCUCUCCUUGCAUUAUUUAUGGUCUAUUGAGUUUUUAGAGGUAGGGAUGGAAAGGAAAGCACAAAAGAAAAGAGAGAAAAAUGAAACGUUCUCUCUUGUUCGGUUGUCCAAGGAAAAUUAGAGUGAUUAGUAUUAUUUUUUUUCCUUCCCCUGCUGGAGAAAGAUGAAGAGAAAAUAAACUACAAUAGUAGCCAAAAUAGGGUUUUUUUUUUUUUUUUUUUUUUUUUGAACUUCCUCAAUAUUUCUUUCAAUCCUCUUACUUCCAAGAACUGAUAAGAGUCGUGGCCAGAUUCUCUUUUGGUUUGAGAUGAUGUUUGACGAACGACAAUUCUUAUCUUUUUGAUGAUAAACCGUCAGGUUGUCGUUGCAUAUCCGAGUUAAUUGUUAUAUUAUUUUGUGAAAUGUCCAUCUGUUAGAUUAUUGAUUAUGACAAAAUCUCUGUUUUAGAAGAAAUAUGAAUACUUAUUAUGAGAUGAUUCCUUUCCUAGAUGCAAUUGUUUCAACUCUCUGAAAUGUAUUAAAUAAAAUGACAUUUGAAAACGCCUUUGGGGUUUGAAGGCAUGAAAGGGAGGCCGGGAAAAGUAGUGUCCUUGGUAGUGGAUGCUAUGCAAGCACCAAGUGAACAAAGAUAUCACAACACCUAUACAGUUGCUUUGAGAUGGAUUUCUUGCUGAAGAAUGUUAUUAUUGUAGUAGUAUGAAGAAUGUUAUUAUUGUAGUAGUAAAGACUAAAGAACAUGCUAUGUCAUUAAAUUUGGCUGAAGCGUGAAGGUAUGCUAUUCCACUUUCAUCCUUAUGAUUCUUCGUGUAAAGCUUUUCAACUGGUUUCACUUUGAUAUUUUUUUGAAUGACUUUGUUCUAAUUUUCGACCAAAGAGGAAAAUGGAAGUCCUUCUUAUGCUUUCUUAAGUUCCAGAUUUUUAGUAGAUAUGCAAGUUGUAUCCUUAUGAGUUGAUUGUUUCUAUGAUUUAUCAUAUGGGUGAAGCAGAAUAUAUGAUUUAGCAUUCAUUAUUUUCUGGGACUGAAAUCAAGUCCUUCUCUGGUUUGCAUUUUUGAGGUCAUCAUAACAUGACGAUAGCUGCGUUGUAUUCUUUGGAAUUGUUGCUAUGGUAUCUCGUUAUAGGAAUUUGCAGAAUUCGCCAUGUCAAGAAUCUUUCGGAUUAAGAGAUGAUUUAAGUUCUAUCACUAACAUCUAUUAUUUAUUUGAUAUAAUCCUUGACAUAGAACCCAUCUUUUGUACACGCCCUUGAAGAACACUUCGUGUACAAUGGAGAUCUAUCAUAAAAAAGGGAAACAAUGGGGAUUAUGGGUACAAGAGGCAGUAUGCUGCUGCUGAGAAGUAGCUUGAAGAUGUAUUGGAGUCAUUUUUUUGCCACAACAGAGUCAAAUCUUGCUGGUCCUUUUCCUUUUCUAUCUAAUAACAUUUGGGAAUCAGAUCUUUCGGAUGGUGAUUUUUUAAGCACAGACUUUUAUAAUGGCUUGAUUGGACUAUUUACAUACUUCUUCAUGGCAGAGAAACUGAAGCCUGGAAAUGAACUAAGGAUCACACCUUCUGUAAUUUCCACCAUCUUCAUUGCCUUUGCCAUUCUAGGAGUCUCUUCUUUUUUGCACAUGGCAUUGCGACUUCCUUUGGCAGCAUCUAAUUUGGAACUUAUAUUGAAACCCAUAUUUUUACCAGGACGUUCUUGGAUUCAUUGCUGCUAACAACCAACGCACAGCAGUGAUUUCCAAUGUAUGGAUUUUAGUGCGAACUAGAUGAGUUGAUUUACCUAACGUUGAGGGGCUCAUUUCUUUGACCACUCCCCAUUUUUGUCGCGUUGCUUAUCCUGUUAUUGCAAAAGGCUUAUCAGGAGCAUUUCUUUAAGCUCCCUGUUGUUACUUUAUUCACAUCAUUUCUUCAUUUCUAUGAUCUGACCCUUAUCAUCUUCAUGAUUCAAAUUGUAUCUCAUGGUUAUCAUUUUAUCUUUCAGUUCUAAACUUUAUAAUAUUCUGCACGUUUGAAUGGGCUGGUCAGAGCUGAUUUAUUAUGUAAUGCCAAAUACUCCUGCUGAUGUAGGUGAGUUUGCGACUGGUAACAGUUUUUUAUCCUCUUCGCAUGGCGUUAGUUUUUGUUUUUUCUUUGUUAUUGUCAUUAAAUGGACAGAGAUUGGUCUAUUAUCGCACUGAAUUUUAUGAUGAUUUCUUGUUAUUGUCUACUUUAAUCAGAGUAUAAUAUGCAUGGGACAGCCCGGCUGUACUGAAAAUUUCCUUGUUUUCUAUUAAUCUUAUUUUUUAAACUAAGAUUCCUCUAUAUGUAAAUCAUUGCUCAAAAUUACAUAUUGCUAACUAGAAGAAUACAAUUGCGUGGAGGAAGGUGAGGAGAAAGUAAACUGUAAUAGACUAGGAGUUCUAAGAUCAUCCCUCAUUGUGGAAAACCUUAAUUGCUGCAAUAACAAAGUAAAUGAGGGAAUAUAAAAUCUCCUGAUGUUUUUGUCAGUGUCUUUCCCAUCACUUUUCAUAGCAACUAAAUCAGGGAAAAAAAAUGAAAUUCCUUGAUAUUUCUUUCCAUCUUCCUUAUUUCCAAGAACCAAUCAGAGUCAUAUAGACAGGUUCUCGCUUCGCUUUAUGAUCAAGUUUGAUGAACUACAUUUCAUCUUUUCAUUGUCAUGUUAUUAUUAUUAUUUUUUUUUUUGUA
Molecule: messenger RNA, 4685 nt
Organism: Cornus florida
Lineage: Eukaryota; Viridiplantae; Streptophyta; Magnoliopsida; Cornales; Cornaceae
Exons: 1
Coding region: 386-1594 (402 amino acids)
Source: RefSeq, a predicted model, not a curated record